AGUUCAUUUGCCAGCGUUUCGCGGUAACUCGCUUUUCGAAUCGCAAUCGCUGCUCAGUAAAAAGCGGGGCAAAAAGCGCGAAAAGUUCAGCAGUUGACGAAAAAGUUUAAGGCAAUAAUCUCGGUUUGUCUGCCUAAAGUUUUCGUUUUUAACAAAUUAGUUUCGCGUUUAAGGAUAUCACAAAAAAAAAAAAAACAAACAUGAUGAAAUUUAUAUUGCCCUUAUUUGUGCUGAUUGCUUCAUGUCUUGGCAGUCCGGUGAGCGAAACUCGUCGCUUUCCCAGCGACUUUCUCUGGGGCGUGGCAUCUUCAUCCUACCAGAUCGAGGGAGGCUGGAACGCGGAUGACAAGGGGGAGUCGAUCUGGGACUUUCUCACCCACACACGUGCCGAUAAAAUAGUCGAUCAAUCAAACGGUGAUAUCUCAUCGGAUAGCUAUCAUCAGUGGAAACGCGAUGUGCAAAUGGUAAAAGAACUGCAUGCUGGCACGUACCGCUUCUCCUUGUCUUGGCCCCGGAUAAUGCCAGGUGGCUAUAUGAAUCAUGUCAGCACGGCGGGCAUUAAGUACUACUCAAACCUGAUCGACGAGCUGCUCCGGUACAACAUCACUCCGAUGGUGACCAUCUAUCACUGGGAUCUGCCGCAAAGGCUUCAAGAGCUUGGCGGCUGGACCAACCCGGAAAUUAUACCGCUGUUCAAGGACUACGCCCGUUUGGUGCUGGAAAUGUACGGCGAUCGGGUGAAGAUCUGGACCACCGUCAACGAGCCGUGGCAUGUGUGUGAGCACGGUUACGGAGUGGACUAUAUGGCACCGUCGUACAACUACCCCGGCAUUCCGGCCUAUCUGUGUGGCCACAAUUUGCUGAAGGCCCACGCCGAGGUGGUGCACAUGUACCGGGAACUCUUCCAGUCGCGACAAGGGGGACGCAUUGGCAUCACUCUGGACACAUCCUGGCCGGAGCCCAAGGAUCCCAAUUCUGCCGAGGAUCGCGAGGCCUCCGAGCGAGCCAUGCAGUUCUAUGUGGGUUGGUUCGGUCAUCCCAUCUUCUCCAAGCACGGCAACUAUCCCAAGGUGAUGAUCGAGCGGAUUAGGAAUCUGAGCAAGGAGCAGGGCUUCGGUGCUCGCUCCAGAUUGCCCGAGUUCACCACGGAGGAGAUCCAUCGUAUCCGCGGUACCUCUGAUUUCUUCGGCAUUAAUUCAUACACCAGCAACCUGGUCACCCCGAAUGGACACAAUAAUACGGGCAAGUUCCCGGUGCCGUCUUUCAAUCACGACAUGGGCGUGGUCGAGAGCCAGGCUGGCGUCGACUGGCCCGGUUCCGGAUCCGUUUGGCUUAAGGUCUAUCCCAAGGGAAUGUACAAUCUGUUGAUGUGGAUACACCGCGAGUACAAUGCACCCGAGAUAAUUGUCACGGAGAAUGGCGUUAGUGAUCGCGGCGGUCUGGAGGACUACGCCCGUGUGGACUACUACAAUCUGUACCUCUCAGCGGUGCUGGAUGCCAUGGAGGAUGGUGUCAAUAUCAGUGGCUACAUUGCCUGGAGUCUGAUGGACAGUUAUGAGUGGAAGGCCGGCUACACGGAGAAGUUUGGACUGUAUCACGUGGACUUCAGUUCGCCGGAGCGCACAAGAACUCCCAAGAUUUCUGCGCGAGUCUUUGCCAAAAUCUGCAAGACCAACACCAUCGAUUGGAGCUACAGACCCAAGCUCGAUGACGAACAGCAGCUGGUGGCCAUGGCUCAGUUGCCGGCAGAGGAGCAAAUGGCCAGGACAAGUGGUGCCAGCGGAGCCAUCAGUUGGAGUCUGACAACCCUUCUGCUCCUGGCUCUUCUUCGAUAGGCGAAGAGAUGAGGGGAUGAGGGGAUGAUGAGUCAUGCCAUAUUCAACUUGUCGAUGCCAAGCAUUGAUCGCUACUCGUAGCCCUAAGUUUGUCUAACCAUCAAUGUAAUGUAUAUAAAUGUUCUAAUUUGUACAUAAGUUAUAAGACUCGAAACUGAAUAAAACUAUUUUGUGAUAUAAAAA
Drosophila elegans is the source of this 2018-nucleotide messenger RNA. Its product is annotated as myrosinase 1. The transcript has 4 exons. Bases 201 to 1835 code for a protein of 544 amino acids. NCBI's taxonomy places the organism in Eukaryota, Metazoa, Arthropoda, Insecta, Diptera, Drosophilidae. The record is from RefSeq and is a predicted model, not a curated record. Gene Ontology annotation, biological process: carbohydrate metabolic process. Gene Ontology annotation, molecular function: beta-glucosidase activity.